AUGUCUUCUUCAUCAACAGUUUUGAAUAUGAUUCAUUUCUCUGGGAAGAUGCUUGUUUCCUUUAAUGCUUCCCAAUUUCCCUUAAAACUCACGCCUCAAAACUAUCCUACCUGGCAUGCUCAGCUUGUCCCUGUAUUUCGAGGGCAUAAUUUGAUGGGGUAUAUUGAUAGAACGCCGCCAUGUCCUUCUCCUAUUGUUCAACAAAAAGAUGGAAAGGAUGUGUCUACAUGUCCUUCUCCUGCUGACAAAAUCCAAGUUUCUUGUGCUAAUCAUUUUGCAAUACGAAUCCUUUCUCUUCGUGAGAAGCUCACCAAUUUCAAACGUGAAUCCAAGCCUGUGUCUGAAUAUUUGCAUGAUAUUAAAAUCAUGACUGAGGAUUUAGCUCUUUGUGGGAGCCCUGUUUUUGAUAUUAAUCUUGUCAUAUAUGUCUUACAUGGUGUGGGUACUGAAUUUAGAGACAUUGCAGCUGCUGUGUGUGCUAGAGAUUCAGUUAUUUCUUUCGAGGAGCUUUAA
Messenger RNA from Manihot esculenta (cassava), 513 nucleotides. RefSeq lists its product as uncharacterized. Lineage: Eukaryota; Viridiplantae; Streptophyta; Magnoliopsida; Malpighiales; Euphorbiaceae. The record is from RefSeq and is a predicted model, not a curated record. The transcript has 2 exons. The coding region runs from base 1 to 513 and encodes 170 amino acids.